Molecule: messenger RNA, 1451 nt
Organism: Lates calcarifer (barramundi perch)
Lineage: Eukaryota; Metazoa; Chordata; Actinopteri; Centropomidae
Gene: nsmce4a
Product: NSE4 homolog A, SMC5-SMC6 complex component
Exons: 11
Coding region: 245-1291 (348 amino acids)
Biological process (GO): DNA repair
Cellular component (GO): Smc5-Smc6 complex; nucleus
Source: RefSeq, a predicted model, not a curated record
CCGGUUUGGCGUUAGCUUCUGGCCAGGCAAAAGUUACUUCUAAUUUGGCUAGUUAUUGGUCAGGGUUUGUUAUUUUGUUUGUUAUGUUUGGAAGUUUUAACUACUUUGGCAUGUUUCCUAACCUCUUAUUACUCUGUUUGCACUUACGUCAAGGCUGUGUCGUUGAGAAUUAUUGUAACGUUAACUUUAUAGUUAACUUUAGCGUGUUUCCCUUUCACAUCACCCAACUACACAUCGACUAGAGAUGAAGAGAGCAAGAGGCGGUGGUGACGAGGAGGGUCCCCGGCAGAAUGGCUCUGCUGGCCGCAGGAAAGGAGAUCAACAGCAAAGUGAUGGGGACGACGGUGACUCUGCCUUCGGCCCAGCUGACCUACAAGACGACGAUAAUGAUCCGGGUCUCAGGAGAGAAAUACGGAGCAAGUACAGAGACCUCAUCAACUCCGUGCAACAGAAUAGAGAAGACAUGCUGAGUCCCUCCAACAACAAACUCACAGAAGUUUUAGAACAGGCAAACAAGCUUUUUAAAGAUGUUCGGCAGGCGAGGGAAGCAGCUUUAGAUGCCCAGCUCCUUGUUGUAGCCACAGACUUGGGAAAGGAGAAAGCAAGCCAACUGUUUGCUGAGGGCACAGCUUUUGAUCCCACGGCUUUUGCUGAACAUCUUUUGUCCUUCAUGGGUCUCAACCGACUAGAAGACGGGGAGGAGGAGCAGAACGGAGGUGCAGUUGAUGGCUACCUGCCCCAGGAUGCCUGGCACAGAGUGGCCAGGAGGGCAGAGUGCUGUUUCAGGACUGCACCCUCCUUUCACUAUAUGAUGGGCUCAUUCCAUGCAGAACCACCUCCCCCAAAGCAAAAGACUGAACGGCAAAGGAAAGCACCCAGCAAGGAAGCCAAAAGGAUAAUGCCUACUCAGCUGAAGAAAAUGGAAGAGUCCCAUCAAGAAGCAACAGAGAAAGAGGUGGAAAGGAUCCUAGGAUACCUGAAGAGUUAUUACCAAGAUGACCCAACAUCACCAAUAUCGUAUUACGAGUUUGUCAUUGACCCCAGCUCGUUUUCCCGGACAGUAGAGAACAUUUUCCACACGUCUUUUCUGAUCAGGGAUGGUUUGGCACGAAUGUAUCUGGAUAGUGCCAAAUUGCCCUGUAUAGCACCUGUAGAGGAGGGGGAGGUGGAAGCUGGAGGAUCAUGCAGUCGUAAACAGUGCAUCAUCUCUAUCAGCCCAAAAAUGUGGAAGGAGCUUAUAGAUGCCUUUGACAUCAGAGACACAAUGAUUCAGCCUCCAAACACAGAAUAAGCGAGGGAAUACAUCUCUCUUUGUUAUCUGAAACCAGAAUUGUUUUUAGGUGUGUUGCUGGUAAUUUUAAAGCUCUGAAUAAUGACUAAAUUACUAAAUUAUAAUUGUUUAAUUUUUUUACUGUUUUUAGAUGUUACAAUAAUAAAAGAGAAAAGAUAAA